UCUUCUACAAUCGGUGUCAAAACCAGCCAAUGAUGUCCUUCCAUACAACAAACAACAUACAGUUCAUCACCGUUGUCCUAGUGACUUGUUGAUAUUUGCCAUGUUGAAAUUCCUCCCUGGUACAAUUUUCCCUCCGCGGAGAAAUUCGCGCCUGGGAGGAAAAACCAAAACUCCCAGGAGAGCAAAAAGCCUGGCAACCGCCCGCCGUCGAAUUUCGUCCAGAGAGAAAAUCAUCAACAAACAACAACAAAUAAACAAAGCAACGAAAGGGGCGGGUUCCACAAAACAAAAGAAGAACACCAACUCAAGGGAUUAGAAAUGGGAUUCAAGGACAAAUUAAACCAGAUCUUGUACGCAUUCUCAACCGAGGACAGGUACGCGGAGUAUGAUGCUAGCCGCUCUAACAAUAACCGAGCAGAACCACGUACUCAUACACGUACCGUGUCGAGAAAUGGGAUUCAGCUUGGUGACGCCUCAGGCUUCGGCGACGAGGAGAACCCACAGAGCACCAACGCGGAGGGGCUCAGUGAAACGAUUCUGGCGUGGAGAAUCAUAGAGACGUGGACCUCGGAACACCACGUUGAUUUGGAUGCAACGCUUGCGGAGCCUUGCACGAAAGCUGACAUUGCUGCCGCUGAGAAUGACUUGGGAAUCCAGUUCCCAGCACCUGUCAGAGCGUCUCUUCGUUUACACGAUGGUCAGGUUGAUUUGGAUAGCAUGCCAGGUACUGGUGGAUUGUUCUAUGGAAUGCAACUCAUGGCUAUUGACGAAAUUGUCGCCAUGACAAAGACAUGGAGAACAGUUGCGGAAAGAAUGGAAUUGGACUUGAAAGUGAAGCAAAACAUUGCUGCCAGACAGCAGUUGAUCUCCCCAACCGGAUCAUCUGGUGAACUUGAUAAGACCGCUACGUUGGUGGAAACCCAACCUGGUUACAAGAAAGUUGACACCGUUGGUGCAUCCCCAGAUCCCGAAUUGGAGAAGAGAAUCUCUUCAAGCGCAAAUGGUAGUAAGUUUAAGAAGGACUUGCCGCAGCAGAAAUCAUUCCCACCAGGUGCGGUUGAACCGGUUUAUGCUCACCCUAUGUGGAUUCCAUUGGUUACCGACUUGGCAGGUAACAACAUUGGUGUUGAUUUGGCCCCUGGGCCAAAUGGUAAAGUUGGGCAAGUUAUUGUUUUUGGAAGAGACUUUGACGUGAAAUUUGUACUGGCAAAUCACUGGGGUGACUUCUUGCUCAUGUUUGCCAACGAUUUGGAGGCAGGUAACUACGAGUUUAUCAACGUUAUUGAUGACGUCUUGGGUGGUGAUGGAGAGUUGUCCUUCAAGGAUAAGAAAACUGGUCGUGAAGCAGCCUAUCUCAGAGUAUUAACUGACAGAGCUAUUGCGAAGUACAGAUCACAAAUGCCACCACAGAGUAAACAACAACAACAACAGCAGCACCAAAAACCACACCUGGAGAAGCCUUUAGUUGCUGAACCGGCCAAGGAGAGGGUAAUCUCUCGUGACAUUACAGAUAAGAACAAGGAGAAUGAGCUGGAUGCAGAACCAGUUAAGGAGGAUAAGGAAGAAGUUGAAGUCAUCGAAACUCAGAAUACCGAGGAAGAAUUGGGUAAAAGUGAAGAUAAAGAUUCGAAAGACGCAGAAGAAGUUCAAAUAAAGGAGACUAAAGAUAACGAAGAUGAAACUGUCGAUGGAUUCAACGAGAUUAAGAUCUAACUAUGAUAAUGAUUGCGACGAUGAUGUUGUGUGUUUUGUCCUUUUAGUAUUGUUGCUUUGUGCGUCUAGCACCCUGAAUAUGUCAUCUCUUUGCUCACAUAUAAUUCCUACAUUCAAGCUCAAAGUAUGAUACCAAUGAUCGUUAAAGAACACUAUACUUUUUUAUUCUUAUACAUGUUUUAUGAUUCUAUUAUAGUUGUUAUAUAAUCAUAAAAUUUGUACUAAUCAUUAUUAACA
Molecule: messenger RNA, 1950 nt
Organism: Williopsis jadinii
Lineage: Eukaryota; Fungi; Ascomycota; Saccharomycetes; Phaffomycetales; Wickerhamomycetaceae
Gene: SMI1
Product: Smi1p
Exons: 1
Coding region: 319-1713 (464 amino acids)
Biological process (GO): cell wall biogenesis; regulation of fungal-type cell wall biogenesis
Cellular component (GO): mating projection tip
Source: RefSeq, a predicted model, not a curated record